UAGUGGAGGGAACUUUUGACAGUGUGGCUGAUGUAAACAUCUGUGCCUUCAGUUUGUGCGACAGCUUUUCAAGUUUACUUAUCAAACGUUUGUUUAUCGUAAAUUGACGGACUAUUAAACUUCGGACGACGCAGGGGAAACUAUGAGUGGAGAGGAAUCCAGGAGAGGCUCAUGGAGGGGUGGAAGUGGAGGAUGGAGAGGCAGAGGAGGAGGAGGAAGUGGCAGUGGUGGAUGGAGAGGAGGAGGCGGUAGUGGAGGAUGGAGAGGAGGAGGAAGUGGAGGAUGGAGAGGAGGAGGUAGAGGAGGAUGGAGAGGAGGAGGUAAUGGAGGAUGGAGAGGAGGAGGAGGGGGUAGUGGUUGGAGAGGAGGCUCAGGAGGAGGAAGAGGUUCAGUUGGAGGAGGAGGAUUGAACAAUACCUCCGGCACUCAAAGAGCUCUGUGUCAAACUACUCUCGAUGCAUUGUGUCCAUACAAAGGAUGGGCACUGUACUUCACUGAAGGCUUCAUAGAGAGCUCACCUAGUGUGGAGAAGAUAAAAGUCUUUGCAAAAUAUUUCACUUCCAAGAUUCACCUGUAUGACAAGGAUGAGAUUGAGCGUCACGGGAGUGUUUUGGUGGAUUAUGCAGACUUGAUCAGAGACAAGAUUGUGCAUAAAGCCCUUCCUGACCUAAUGACAGAGCUGAAGGAACAGCCAGAGUUGAUACUUAACUGUUUGGGAUUGGCUAUUCACCAGGUGUUGACUGUAGAUUUGGAGAAACAGGCUGCUGAGUUGCAAGGGGAAGAGCUUCCUGUCGCUUCACCAAUCAUCAACAUCCCUCAUAUUAGUGCUAGGCUGUACAACUAUGAACCGCUGACUCCAUUGCGGACAUUGCGUGCCAGUGUGUUUGGACGACUGGUGUGUGUGAAGGGAACGGUGGUCAGAGUGAGCAAUAUCAGACCUCUUUGUACCAGGAUGGCUUUCAGAUGCCAGAGCUCACACACAAUGUCUCUGCCACUGCAGCAUGGGAAAUACGCUACACCUACCAAAUGUAUCCAGCCGGACUGUCGCAGUCAUUCCUUCAUCCCCUGCCGCAGUUCUCCUCUUACACACACGGUCGAUUUGCAGAUUAUCAAGGUUCAGGAGUUGAUGGGCGGAGAGCAAAGAGAGACUGGACGAAUCCCACGCACCGUCGAGUGUCAACUGACCUCCGACCUCUGUGACAGCUGCGUCCCUGGAGACACAGUUACUGUAACAGGAAUAGUCAGAGUCACCAAUGAUGGUAGUUCCCGCAGGAAUAAGGAUCAGUGCAUGUUCCUACUCUACCUUGAAGCAACUUCAGUCAGUAAUUCUAAAGGUCAGCAGUCCAAAUCAAGCCAGGGAUCGAGAGGGUCAGAUGAAGUUCAUGCUGCGGGGGAGGAGUUCACCCUGAAGGAGCUGUAUGCCAUCCAGGAGAUUCAGUCACAACCUCACUUGUUGAGGCUUAUAGUGCACUCUUUGUGUCCUGUCAUCUAUGGUCAUCUGCUGGUUAAAGCUGCGCUUGCAUUGACUUUGUUUGGAGGCCGACAGAAACACACAGAUAAGAAUAGUGUUCCAGUCAGAGGAGACCCACACAUCUUGAUGGUGGGAGACCCUGGACUGGGAAAGAGUCAGAUGUUACAGGCAGUCUGUAAUGUGGCUCCCAGAGGAAUAUACGUAUGUGGCAACAGUACCAGCACCUCAGGUUUAACAGUGACUUUAUCCCGAGAUGCAGGAACAGGGGAUUAUGCUCUGGAGGCUGGAGCUUUGGUGCUGGCUGACCAAGGCUUGUGCUGCAUUGAUGAGUUUGAUAAGUUGGGCAACCAGCAACAGGCUCUUUUGGAAGCCAUGGAGCAGCAGUCAGUGAGUCUGGCAAAGGCUGGAAUAGUUUCCUCGCUACCUGCCAGAACGUCAGUUGUAGCUGCGGCGAAUCCUGUAGGAGGACAUUACAACAGAAGCAAGACUGUGUGUGAAAAUCUGAAAAUGGGCUCAGCUCUCCUCUCUCGCUUUGACGUCGUCUUCCUUCUCCUGGACAUCCCGGAUGAGUCGCAUGACCGACGCCUGUCAGAGCACGUCAUGGCAAAUAGGGUAGGAAAAGGCCGAACCAGCAGUGCCAUAGUCGCCAGGACUGACAAUCAGCUGGACACCUCCAUCCUGCUGGAACACUCAGACUUGCCGCUGUCUGAGCGUUUGCAGGUUCCUGCAGGUGAAACUGUAGAUGCCAUUCCGGCCUGCUUGUUAAGGAAGUACAUCAGCUACGCUCGUCAGUACGUCCGUCCUGUGCUCGCUCCUGACGCAGCACAAAUACUACAGGACUUCUACCUGUCACUCAGAGCUCAGGCUCACUCUGCUGAUGCCACGCCCAUCACCACACGACAACUGGAGUCCUUAAUUAGAUUAACUGAGGCGAGAGCCAGAUUGGACCUCAGAGAAACAGCUACCAAGAGUGAUGCUGAGGAUGUGGUGGAGAUCAUGAAACACAGUCUGGCUGAUACAUAUUCAGAUGGUCUGGGCAAUCUGGACUUUGAACGUUCUCAGCUUGGCUCGGGCAUGAGUCAGCGUGGCGCAGCAAAACGACUGAUCAACGCACUGCACGCACAAGCACAGAGGACCGGUCAGAAGCAGUUUGACCUGCAGACGCUUCGAUCUAUGGCCAACAGACUGAACAUCAAGGUGAUGGAUUUUGAAGCUCUGGUGAGUUCUCUGAAUGAACAGGGUUUCCUACUGAAGAAAGGAGCCAAGCUGUACCAGCUGCAGACAGUUUGAUCCCCUACAAUCAGAACAGAUCGCAUCGGCUCCUAACUUCAGACCUCAUUACAAGGUCGGUGUUUGGGAUUAUUAAAAUCUCUGUGUAGAUUAUGAAGAAUCUAUUAUCUAGAUCACUUCAGUUAAAAAAGUAUAGUCUACUAGUCCACCUUUUGAGGAGACAAAUGUUCUCUUUGCAGCACCUGGCAGCAAACCCUUGAAGUGACUAACACAAACAAAAAAAACUUCAGAAUAAACACAUGUAUGAUUGAUCAUACUUUUGAUUCAGGUCUGAUGACAUUAGACAUUAAUGGCAAUACUCAAGACACUACUUUUAAUAUAAAAUUAUAUAUUAGUAUUAUUAUUAUAUUAAAAGAUACAUGUGAAAACAUCUCAUAUCAUUACUUGCACUGUUAUUUUAUCAGUACAUAGCAAACCGUUUCAAACAAGACCUGGACCUGAAUUAGUUUUUCUUAUAUUUUCAAACUGAUGAUGCCUUGAACACCUUAGUCGAUGUGUGAGUAUUAUACUUUGUCAUGUUGAGAGACAUAUGUUUUCCACAGUGCUAUAGAAUUGUAUUGGAUGUUAAGAUUUCUGAUCAACAGUAACCUAAACUUGGCUACCUGUGAUGUCGACCUGUUUUUAGGUCCAUAUGUAGUUUUUAGUUACUGACUUUUGAGUCGUUUUGAAUUGCUCAAGUUAUAGUAUAUAGUAUUGAUCUCCGAGUCUGCACACUGUUCAUUUUCCUCUCUCAAAUAUGCUGUAUCUGCUAUUUUUUUCUGUAUGGUAUUCACUUUAUUGUUCAUACAUGUAUUUAUAAUAAAUGUAUAUGUAGGUAUUUAUAUUACUGAAAACCUAAAGAGUUAAUGGUUUUAACCUCAGGGAAAAUAACUUUAACAUUUUACUUGAGUGAGUUGCUGUUGGAGAACAUAUUAAUAGAUUUUCGUUCUCUGUACAACCUAAUAAUUACCGGUUUUGUUACUACAUCCUUCAUAUCAAAGAUAUAAAACCUUCCUCUGUCUUUCGUUUCCUUUGAUGAAAUGGAGUUGUAUUUUCAAAAU
This is a messenger RNA of Solea solea (common sole), 3801 nucleotides long. RefSeq names its product minichromosome maintenance 8 homologous recombination repair factor (gene mcm8). Gene Ontology annotation, biological process: double-strand break repair via homologous recombination. Gene Ontology annotation, cellular component: MCM complex; nucleus. Gene Ontology annotation, molecular function: single-stranded DNA binding; ATP hydrolysis activity; ATP binding. The record is from RefSeq and is a predicted model, not a curated record. Bases 143 to 2761 code for a protein of 872 amino acids. The transcript has 21 exons. Lineage: Eukaryota; Metazoa; Chordata; Actinopteri; Pleuronectiformes; Soleidae.